Molecule: messenger RNA, 7989 nt
Organism: Mauremys mutica (yellowpond turtle)
Lineage: Eukaryota; Metazoa; Chordata; Testudines; Geoemydidae
Product: testis-expressed protein 2-like
Exons: 12
Coding region: 602-3727 (1041 amino acids)
Cellular component (GO): endoplasmic reticulum
Molecular function (GO): lipid binding
Source: RefSeq, a predicted model, not a curated record
ACAGAGCCCUUCUGCCAGCCCUGCAGCUGGGGGGGGCCUUAUUCGCACCCCCCCAGCUGUGGGAGGCUGGCGCUGCUUUGGCAACGUGACAAGGGGAGCGGGGGCUCGCCAAGGCUCCGGCUGCGGAAAGCACCAGCCCGGCCAGCGCCGCAGCAGCCGGGGCUGACCAUGAGCCGGUGCCCGGGCCGCCGGGCUGCUCCCCGCCUGCCAGCCGCGCUCCCUCCCCGGCGCGCCCCGGAGCAGGCGGCGAUGCGAGCGGGCGGGGCGGGGCGCUGCUCCCGGGGAGACCCGCGCUAAGCUCCGCCGCGCACCGAGCGGGCCCGGCUCCCGCCGCGGCAGAGGGACCCGGGACUCCGGGAGCCGAGUUCCGCCCACAGGGACCGUGCCAGGCAGGCCGCCGCUUGCAGCAGCACCGCCAGGCGCCGGGGGUCGCGGCGUGGGCCCCCCUCUCGCGUGGGCAGCCGCCCGUGGGCGGAUCGCCGCGGCGGGGCCAUGCCCGAGCGCUUCUCCGGCUGAAGGAUCCCGGGGGGCCGGACAGCCCCGCCCGCCGCCCCCCUUCCCCGGCUCCCGGGCAGAACCAACACUAGCAGUGAUGUGAACAAUGGCUGGUCACGCCAAAGCGUCCCUGGAGCCAGAGGGCUCUUCUCCUGCCUCCUUUUCUCCCCCGGGCUCGCCUCAGCGAAGAGACCCGACGGUCAGUUCCCAAGAGAUAACCAGCCAGUUCGCCAGCGCCAGGAGCAAAGAGGACUGGGAGAACUUGGACGGGAGUGAGUUGAUUUUCACCUUGGAUAAGGAUGAAGAGGAAGGAGCUGCCAAUUCGCCUGAGAACGCUAUUCUGUAUGUGGACACUGGGCAGUGUGAAGGCCAACGUGGAUCUUCGUUCCAUAGGCCAUUCCCUCCAGCUUCUCCUCCAGAGCUGGGGUUCCUGACUGACAUCCCCCUCUAUCACCUGCCUGGCUUCUCUCCACAGAGCUCCACUGCCCCCCCGAAUCUGCAGGGCUCCCCGGGCCCCAAGCCCCUCAUUAACUUAGUAAAGUCCCUGUCGACCGAGAUACAAGCCAAGGAGAGCUGCCCUCUCAAGCCCCAGCCCUUGCUGAACUUGGUCAAGUCCAUUUCGACAGAGAUCUCCCACCUGGAGCCCGAGGUGACGCAGUCCAAGUCAGACUCGAAGCUCAACGUGCAUCUGUGGAGGCAGAUCACCCAGCCCAAGAGCAGAGAUGGGGACUCCAGAACAGCCCCCUCCUCCCCCAAUAUCUCCCCUUCGGAGAGCAAAGGCAGCUUCUUCAGGGUGCAGGAGGCCAAGUUCGAAGACACAAAGAGGAGGUUCUCCGAGGCCAUGCAGGAACCUCUCAGCAGGCUCAGCAAAAUCAUCGGGGACGAGAACAGCGUCUCGGCCAAGUAUAAACUGCCCCACUCCGGUGCUUACGCCCAUGACUCCCCGUCCAGCCACAGCGGGGACUGCACUAGUGCGGACGCCAAGGCUGCUAGGCCCAGCCCCGGGAAAGUGGAGAGCGACCGGCCGGGAGAGCACGCGAGCAAAGCGAUCCGGAGGACCCAGGCGAAGGACGGCUUCCCCUUGGAGCACAAGUGGGGGCCCGCCUUGAACUGCAAGUACGAGAUCUGCUCCUGUGGAGACGUAAUCCAGGUGGUGGAAGUGGAGCAGAGCGAGAACGGCCCAGAGAAGGCGCAGCUGCGGCAGCCCCUGGACGAGCUCCCCCCAGCCCAGCCUGCCAGCCCGGUGCCAUGCAAAACCCUCGCCUGCGUCGCCAUCUUGGCUUACAAUUACUUCAUCCUGCCUCUGCCCCCUUACCUCUCAGGCCUCUGCCUGGGACUGGCCUGCGGGUUCGUGCUGGGCUUCCUGGUCAUCCUGCUGUUCGUGCCAAAGCCUUCCCUGGCUCCCCAGCAGGGACGGCACCCACAGGACAAGCUGCGCUCGGAGCUGCUAACGAGGAAGCCACAGGAACCAGAUGUCCUCAAGAGCUGGAUGAACGAGAUGUAUUUCUACGACCCGGAGAUCUACCACCCGUCGCUCACUCACUCGGUGUUUGUGACUCUGGAAGGCUCUGCCAUGAAGCUCUCUUACCCCAAGAACAACGUCCCGCGCCGAGCCACCUUCGAAGAAGAAACCCUCGAUGUGGCCUUUGUCAGCCAUCGGCACUACGACAUGAGCAAUGCCCAGGUCUUUCUCUUCCCACCUGGCCUGGCCCGAAAGAGGAUGUGGAACAAGAAAUAUCCCAUCUGCAUUCUGUUCCCAGACCAAGAGGACCAGAAUUUCAGAAGCUCAAAUGAGCAUGACAUGGAGCUCCCAAGAGAUGAAAGCCUGAAAAUGACUCAGACACCAGGCCAGGACGUCCCCCUGAAGCCUCCAGGGGACCUCCGGGAAAGGACCCUCUACCUCUUUGGAAGAACAGGAAGGGACAAAGAAGAGUGGUUCCAACAUCUCAUGACAGCCUCCCGAGGGGACUGUCACAAGGUGCAGAGUGCCAGCUGGAGUGAAGGCAAAUUUGGUUUCGGUCCCAACCAGCUCUCUAGCCCUUCAGGAAAGGGCAUCAACAGCAGUGGCAGCAGCCGAGGAAGCACGGACGACAUCCCUUCGUUGUUCAGACCCACGGAUCUAGCUGGGACCGUCCGGCAGAAGAUUCUUCUGGAUUACAGCACCUACAUGUCCCGGUUAGUCCAGCCAGAACCGGGCACCAGCCCUCUCCAGAGCCCCUGUCACAGCGCCAUGGGCAGCCCAACCCCCCAAAAGUUCCUCAGGGAAAUGAAUGGCAGCAGUGAACUGUCCAUGGCUUGGAUGAAUGCACUGGUUGGGCGAAUCUUCUGGGACUUCCUGAGGGAGAAAUAUUGGAUGGACCAAGUGUCAAACAAGAUCCAGAAGAAGUUAAGCAAAAUCAAGCUCCCGUACUUUAUGAACGAGCUCACUCUCACCGAGCUGGACAUGGGGACAUCCAUCCCCCUCAUUCUCAGUGCCUCCAAUCCGAUCAUCGAUAACCGAGGGCUUUGGCUGGACCUGGAAGUCAUCUACAACGGCGCCCUACAGAUGACACUGGAGACAAAGAUGAACUUGUGCAAGUUGGGGAAAGAGGCACUGGCGGAGGAGAGUGGGCAGGCGGCUGCUGAUGGGGAAGGGGCGAAGCCUCGGGUGAUCCUGCUGGCAGACAGCGAUGCAGAAUCAUCCAGCGCCGGCUCCUCCGACGAGGAAGACGUCCUUGCAGCAGAGCCUUCUGGAGCCCUGGGAGAGAGGAUCGUCCCCCCUCCUGCUGAAGGCCACGGCGGCAGCAACAGCACCAGCCGCAAGAUCCUGCGCUUCGUGGAUAAGAUCGCCAAGUCCAAGUACUUCCAGAAGGCCACUGAAAACGAGUUCAUCAAGAAGAAGAUCGAGGAGGUGUCCAACACGCCGCUGCUGCUGACUGUGGAAGUCCAGGAGCUGUCCGGGACCUUGGCUGUGAACAUUCCUCCACCCCCAACAGACCGAAUCUGGUACAGCUUCCGAAUCCCUCCCCAGCUGGAGCUGAAAGUCCACCCAAAGCUGGGUGAGCGGGAAGUCACCUUCAUCCACGUCACGGAAUGGAUUGAGAGGAAGCUGCAGCAUGAAUUCCAGAAAAUUUUAGUGAUGCCAAACAUGGAUGAUCUCAUCAUUCCCAUCAUGCACUCCGGCUUGGAACCCCAACCCCCCCUGGAGGGGCCCUUCAAGGACCUUCCAGCGGAUAGCGGGAAGUGGCUCUGAAGAGUGACCCACUGGCUGGGUCAAGACACUUGGCAGAACUCUGGAGGAUUUGCGGAGAUGCCCAGCUAACCUGGGCCUGGUCACCGGUUGCCACACAGGAGCCAAGACACCGAUCUGAAGUCUCCAGGUUCAUCUCUCCAUCUCGUCUUCAGCGUCCGCCAGCCCAUCAAAGGAGCCUCUUCUUCAAAUAUAAGCAGCAAAGAAUUCUGUGGCACCUUAUAGACUAACAGACGUUUUGCAGCAUGAGCUUUCGUGGGUGAAUACCCACUUCGUCGGAUGCAAGAUCUGCUGCAAGUUCCCAAAGGCCCCUGCACCAGCGUGGUCUGCUGGGAUUUUAGUGUCUCCUUAACCAGCUAGGAAGGGCAGAGGUUUGAGAACUCUCCAAAUAUGAUGCAGCACGUUAAGGACAGAAACAUACACCCCUGGGGGAGGAGCAAGUUGGAGUCACCCAAGCAUACAAAACUCCAGGUAGUUCAUCCAUCACCACCAGGUUCCUCUGGAUCAAUACAACUCCCUUGUGGCCAGGUGGGCAUCUUCUGUGCCAGCUGGGGCAGACACUUGCUCAGGACUGUCUGUUUUACAAAGGGGGGUGCAAGAAACCCUGGAGAGGAGGGAAGCCUGAGGUCCAAGGAGUGUUAAUCAGACAUUGUGAUCAGAAAUGACCCAAGCGUAUUGCAUCAGCACUGGACAUCCUUUAAACAGGCAGCCGGGUCUGCCAGGAAAACUGCAGGCAGGAAAUGAACUGAAACACACACAAAAAAAAACAUAACCCCCAUUACUCCUACAAGUGUUUUAUUGUACUCUGAGUCUCACCACCACCCAGCAGGUUGAAUGGGUGGGUGAGAGAGAGAGAGAGAGUGUGUGUGUGGGUAUGUGUGAGCGAGAGAGAGAGAGAAGAGCGAAGCUGGGUGUCUGUGACAGGCUGUUUUGUAUCUGUGUCUGAACACAAGGUACAGGCAGGGAUGCACAGCCCUGCUCCUGGCCAGGCAAUGGCUAUCGCAGGGGGCUAGCUGAAGGGGGAGAGGGGGGAAAGUGGCCAUUUGAUAGUAACCAGGCAGCAGCGGUGCGGGGAGGGACUGAAACAGUCACAUGUCAAAAUCCACCGACUGUUCUGUCAGGUGAAUUUGGGGCAGAGGGCAGGGACGUGGGGGUGAACCUCCAAUACCUCAGGGGCGGGGAGCCUGGGGGGGAGCGCUCAGUAUGGCAGGGAAGGGAGAGGAGGGGAAGUCCCAUGAGCCUCAGAGAGAGAGAGCGGCUUGUAGACAAAAAGAGAGGCAGCAUUGUCGGCUGCCCAGGUUCAGCCCGUCCUGAGCUAACGCCCUCAGCCCAGGCAGUGCACCCUGCGCCGGGGGAAAGCAGGAGGCCUGGGCAUGAGGCACUGUGCAGGUCAGGGCUCCAUGGCAGCACCUCUAAUGGGUCAAAAGCAGAGGAGGAGACAGCAACAGCCCUCUUCUCCCAUCCCAGGCCCGGAGGACUGGAGUGAGCCAGCCGGCAGAGGAGGUGGGGAUCAGGAAGCCGGUGGAGCGGAGGUCGGAGGGAGAUCGAGUGGUGUGUGUCAAGCUUUGCAGCCAUGUGAGAGCACUGCCGGGCAUUAAGGGGUUAACUCGUCAGCUGGCACAGCUUCCCUUGGCCUGCCUUUGUCCUCACUGAUGCUCACCAACAUUGCACCCUGAUUCCAUCCUGCCCCGGGAGUUACCCCUGAUGGGGCAUGAGCAGGAGGAGCCUGGGUUCCCUGGGUAUUGAAGCCCCACUGCACAAGGCCUGUGCCCCACUGAAGCUGGCCCCCCUCUGCCUUGCAGUGAAUGAGGCAGAGAGAAGUAGCCUCCUACCGGCAUUUUCCUUUGCUCCAUGCUUCCUCGCUGUGAUGUGUUUCAGGAGAGACACAGCUCAGCCGCCAGCAACGCCACAAGCAUCUGAAGACACCAAGAGGACCAACCCUGCACCGGGCAGCGAUGGACGACGCCCCUCCGGACGAUAGCACGAGGCACGAAGUGAGACCAUUUGAUGCUCCACGCAAUAAAAGUAGCAGAUUCUGUCAAGUAAUGUCAGGGCACUGCGUUAAAACAAAGGGCUUUGCAGACCAGGUGGAUGUGUAAGAGAAGAGCGGAACUGAAGCAAUAAAGUUUGCAUUCAUCCACCAGGGAUUCAGGCUGGGAUGUGUUUGUUAUUUUCCAGUUAUAUUUAUUGUGCUGUGUGUCUAUAUUGCCAUUUCAGUGGGGCUUUUCUUUAUAGCCACUCACUAAAGACCAGGAUGUAGAACUCACUAUCCAUGGUCCAUCUAGCCCAGUAGCUCAUCUUCCAGCAGGGGCCAGUGCCAGAUGCUUCGGAGCAGGGCAAUAUAUUGAGUUAUCCAUCCCCUGUUGGCCAGUCCCAGCUUCUGGUAGGUGGAGGUUUAGGGUCAUCCAGAGCCUAGGGUUAUGCCCCUACUAUCUUGGUGAAUAGCCAUUGAUGGACCUGUCCUCCAAUAACUUAUUUUUGAACCCACUUAUACUUUUGACUUUCACAACAUCCCCUGGUAAUAAGUUCUGUAGGUUGAUUCUGUGUUCAUAGAAUAUCAGGGUUAGAAGGGACCUCAGAAGGUCAUCUAGUCCCACCCCCUGCUCAAAGCAGGACCAAUCCCCAGACAGAUUUUUGCCCCAGUUCCCUAAAUGGCCCCCUCAAGGAUGGAGCUCACAACCCUGGAUUUAGCAGGCCAAUGCUCAAACCACUGCGCUAUCCCUCCCCCCUCUGUGAAGCAUAGGUUACAUACCAGUUAGUCGUUUUGCAGUUUCACAAAUGAGUUCCUUCAGAACUCUUCGGUGAAUCCCAUCUGGUCCCGGUGAUGUAUUACUGUCCCAUUAUCAAUUUGUUCCAAAACCUCCUCUAUUGACACCUCAGUCAGGGACAGUUUUUCAGAUUUGUCACCUAAAAAGAAUGGCUUAGGUGUGGGAAUCUCCCUCACAUCCUCUGCAGUGAAGACCUAUGCAAAUAAUUAAUGUUGUUUCUCUGCAAUGACCUUGUCUUCCUCGAGAGCUCCGUUAGCACCUCAAUCAUCCUCUGGCACCACUGAUUGUGUGGCAGCUUUCCUGCUUCUGAUGUACUUUAACAAAAAAAUCUGUUAGUUUUUGAGUCUUUGGCUCCUUGCUCGUCACAUUCUUUUUUGGCCUGCCUAAUUACACUUUUACACUGGACCUGUCAGGGUUUAUGUUCCUUGCUAGGCUUUGAUGUCCACUUUUUUAAAUAUGCCUUCUUGUCUCUAACUGCCUCUUUCACUUUGCUGUUUCGCCAUGGUGGCAUUUAUUUUGGUCCUCCUACAAUUUUUUUUUAUUUGGGGGUAGACAUAUUGUUUGAACCUCUGUUAUGAUGUUUUUCCAAAAGUUUCCAUGCCGCUUGCAGGCAUUUCACUUGUGGGUUUUUUUUUUAUUUCCAUUUAACUGGCCUCCUCAUUUUUGUGUAGUUGACCUUUUUGAAGUAAAAUGCUACUGUGGUGGGUUUCUUGGGUAUUUCCCCACCAUGAAGGUAAAUUUAAUUGCAUUAGGGUCAUUAUUACCAAUCGGUUCAGUUAUAUUCACCUCUUAGACCAGAUCCUGUGCUCCACUUAGGACUAAAUCAAGAAUUGCCUCUCCCCUUGUGGGGUCCAGAGCUAGCUGCUCCAAGAAGCAGUCAUUAAUGGCAUCUAGAAAUUUUACCUCUGCAUCCCGUUGUGAGGUGACAUGUUCCCAGUCAAUAUGGGCAUAGUUGAAAUCCCCCAUUAUUGGGUUUUCUGUUUUUGUAGCUUCUGUAAUCUUCCCGGGUAUUUCACAGUCACCAUCACCAUCUUAGUCAUGUGGUCAGUAGUAUAUUCCUACUGCUACACUCUUACUGUUCAAGCAUGGACUUUCUAUCCAUUGAGAUGCUAUGGUAUUGUUUGAUUUAUUUAAGAUUUUUACUGUGUUUGACUCUAUGCUUUCUUUCAUAUAGUGCCACUCCCCCACCUGCUCAAUCAUUCCUCUAUAUUUUGUACCCUGGUAUUACUGUGUCCCAUUAAUUAUCAUUGUUCCACAAAGUUUCUGUUAUGCCUAUUAUAUCAAUAUCCUCAUUUAAUACCAGGCACUCAAAUUCACCCAUUAUAUUAUUUAGACUUCUUGCAUUGAUAUACCAGCACUUAUAAAAUGUGUCAAUAUUUAGCUAUCUGCCUUCAUGUGAUGUAAUUGAAUGGGAUUCUUUUUUAUUUGACUGUUUCUCUUCCAUUCCUACCUGUACUUUACCAGCUUACUAGGAUAUAGAGUAUCCCCUUUAAUAAA